Molecule: messenger RNA, 450 nt
Organism: Hydractinia symbiolongicarpus
Lineage: Eukaryota; Metazoa; Cnidaria; Hydrozoa; Anthoathecata; Hydractiniidae
Product: P2X purinoceptor 7-like
Source: RefSeq, a predicted model, not a curated record
AUGUACUACCAGCCUGCUCUUUUAAUGUCCUUGUUAGAGAGAAGUGGUGACGGUGGCGGCUACCAUCCACAGCCCAACGGUGAUUCACCUACAUGGUGUAAGUGCGGGAACUGUCGUGAAAUGCCAACAGAAGUUGAGAAGUGUUGUGGGUACGUUCCGAGGAACUGCAUCAGUCUGGAACCGGAAAUGGAAAUAAUUCUACUGGAGCCAACAGUACUCCGUAUUGCCCGAAAUUAUCGGAAUGAUGUGUGCGCCCUACCCGCCCAAGAAAACCCUGACGAGAACAAGUCAAUGAGGCAUGCUGCUUACAGGCAGUAUGUUUUAUGGCAGAGUGAAUACUUAGGGAAAGACAGGCGUAUCAUUCCAAGUUGCUGGAUUUGGAAGAUAAGAAAUCGGUAUCCUGAUCCGUUCGGACAAUACGUUGGCUUCAAACCUUCUAGGUUGAUAUAG